Molecule: messenger RNA, 3770 nt
Organism: Cavia porcellus (domestic guinea pig)
Lineage: Eukaryota; Metazoa; Chordata; Mammalia; Rodentia; Caviidae
Gene: Gng2
Product: G protein subunit gamma 2
Exons: 4
Coding region: 430-645 (71 amino acids)
Biological process (GO): G protein-coupled receptor signaling pathway
Cellular component (GO): heterotrimeric G-protein complex
Molecular function (GO): G-protein beta-subunit binding
Source: RefSeq, a predicted model, not a curated record
UCACCCUCGGUAGCCCCAGAGCAAGCACAAGCGCUGGAGUAAGCCCUGAAAUGCACUGAGAGGGAAACCAAGAAAGCUGCCAACAGCUACCGAGAGAGGAGGAAGUGGGAGAUGCGCUGCUUCCUGUAGCAAGAACGCUGACUGAAGACAAAGCUGGGUGGGGACUAGUCCCUGGGCUGCAGCCGCCUGCUACACACAUACACACCGCGCUGCGCCGCCGCCCGCCCGCCCGCCCGCCCGCGCUGUGGCGACUCCUACUACUGCUGGCCGGGCUGCGCCGGGCUGGGCUGGAGCUCGCGGCGAGCAGGAGCAGCUCGGUGAGGGGGAGCCACUGUCUUCCGAGCGAGCCCCGGAGCGAGCCAGAUCUGCCAGUGAGCCUCAGGCUUUGGGAACUGAAGAGAGUAUCUGAAAGACCCAUCCAGUGCUCCGAUGGCCAGCAACAACACCGCCAGCAUAGCACAAGCCAGGAAGCUGGUGGAACAGCUGAAGAUGGAAGCCAACAUUGACAGAAUAAAGGUCUCCAAAGCAGCUGCAGACUUGAUGGCCUACUGUGAGGCGCAUGCCAAGGAGGACCCCCUGCUGACCCCUGUCCCGGCCUCAGAAAACCCGUUUCGGGAGAAGAAGUUCUUCUGCGCCAUCCUUUAAGUCUCCAGGAGGAGGCCAAAGAGCCUCUGGGCUCCCGAGACUUUGCCGUAGAGUUUCUAGCACAGUGGGCGCCUUCCUUGCCCAUGGCAUUUAAAGAGAGGGAAGAGAACCAUCGCGAAAUUCCAGGCUGUGCAUGUUUAAAGAACUGGUCCCUUUUAUGAGAUUGAAAGCCAAGCCACACCCCGACCUAAGAGAUCUGAUUCUGCAGACCUGCCUGGAGGAGGGGAAUGUAUAAAAAUAAAAUUGGUGUCACUUUUUUUCUGCUCUUCCCCUCCCCCCCCCAAGACCUUACAUUUCUGCUUCAUAUUUAAAAAAUAAACAUUAAAACAGACAGCUGUACUGAGCUAAGAUAUGUAUGAUCUUCUCGGAAUGAAUAUUGUCUUUAGAUACCCUUUGAUAAGCAGAGUCGUCCAGUGUAGCUGUGGUUCGGUUUAAUGGCAUUGAUGUUUAGUCCUCGUGCGUUUCUUUUUCUUUCUUCCUUCUCCCUCCUCCCCUGUCCCUCCCCGUUAGAGUAGCUUUGGAGAUAAGGCUGGGCUUCUGUGUAAGACUGAACUCCAAGAACGGGCACCCAGAAUGCUUAAGGAAAUGUUCCUCAUGGUAAUAACAAAAAACAAUCGCCAGUUGUCUGUGCUUUCUUACCACUAUUCUUAAUAUUUGUACACGAUAGCUUUGACUCUGCAAGUAAAUCAUGUGUUGUGACUGGUGCUUUCAUAUUUUUGUGAUGAUUUUUGAGUAACAAUGCAUGAAGAUGUCCCUCUGUUACAUCCAUUCAGAAGUUUUGUUGUUUUACUAUCAAAGUAGGAAAAGAAAUGAGAGACAAGAGAAAGCGAACUGGGGAGGACAAAAAACCUCAGUAGUGUGAAAAUUGAGAUGACUUCAGCGCCUUAGUCCUGCCUAAAAUACCUCCUAAUCAACCGUGGUGUAAGCGCCUCUUCUCUAUUUUCCAGAAUCCAAAGCAUUUUGGUUUAUCCAGGAUCCAGGGCAGCACAAGCACCCCAAAGCAGGACAGUUCACCCUGAUUCACCAGGACCUGAAAAGCACUUUGCCAGAGGGUAUGAGCAAGUUUCCUCUUUCCCCAAAUCACAGAAAUUCUGGAUGGAAAAGAUUGCUUUUUGUGCUCCUAGCAAGACACCCCAGGGUCCUCCUUUGUUCAAGGAUCAGAAGAAACAAACCCAUGGCUGGCUCCACGAAGGUGGCCCAGCGGCAGAGCGCUGCCUCUUCCCCCACGCACCGGGGUGCAGGGCCCCAGAGCCCACUCUUUGGGUAGUAGGUGCAGCCCCCCGCAUCCGGCUCCACUAGAAGGGGGUCGGCUUGGUUCUGACAGGGUCUGCAUUUUUCAUUUCUCAACUUUUCAAAGAAAUCUUUGUUGCUCUUCGCCGCCUUGUCGGAGUCUCUCCCUUGCAUCCCGUGCUCCUGCCCCAGGGUAAGAGGUUGAGGGCAAUGAUGCUCGGUGGCCUUGCAGCUAGAGCCACCUCCUUUUGGAAAGGCAGGCCCUGCCCGAGCAUUUGUCACUGUUCUCCUGUGUCCCUUCAGCUCAAAGAGGGGCCUCUCUCGCAUCCUGUUUCCUUUCAAACCCCCAAAGACCAUUAACUCCGCAUUAACUUCACCCUCCUCUCUCCCCUCCCCAUUUUCUUCCUCCUAGUUAAAAAAAAAAAGUACUAAAAGGGAGGGAAAGAACAGACAAAAAUGAUUUACGAUGCCAAGGACAGAUUUUGAAACAGACGUGCUAUUUUUCCUUAGCUUCUUUAUGGGCGAGCCGGUGAAAGCACUGAUUUGUCCAGUUCAGGCGCACACCCACAGUCCAGGGUGGGGGGAGAGGGGACCGAAGCAUUUUUGAAACGCACGAAUGCAUUCUGUGACAGAAACUUCUGUUCUGAACACACCUUGGGGUUUUAUUCCACUGGGAUGCUGAUGACAAUCCUUAGCGGGUGAAGGAAAGCCGGCGGAGUAUUUUUUUUGAACCCCAGAUUUGUACAGUUAGCAUAGAAAUUCUUUGGAGUCAGCCAAAAACGCAUUUGUAAAGCAAGCUAAAAUGCAAAUGAAUGUGUGAGCACUGAGCUCUCUGAUGAGUAUGCAUUAGCAGGCCCAGAGAGUUUUCAAAUCCACAUCAUUUAUUCUGCUCAGGAGGAUUUGCUGUGUUUCCACAUAAACUGAUACUUUUUUGGAGCAAUUUAAAUAGAACUAAACAUUUUCGGAAGCAUCUCAAUACUAGUCUGGCAAUGACAAGUUAAGUAGGUUCCCAGUGUGACUGUGCUCAUAAAAGGGAGAAAGGACAGAGGUACACAGCCCGUGUGAAGUUAGAGGAAAUGUUCUGGCUUUUGUAUCACUUCAUGUGUUACACUGUGGAGUUAUAAUACCAGAAUCCUUACAUGAGUUUUACCUUAUUGCUAUUUGUGUUUAGAGCAGAAAAGUUUUGUAUUUUAUUAUUUAGGCUCCAAAGAGCUUAAUUUCUUUAGAAAUUCAACAAUAAUUUUCACCAGCAUAAUUUUAUCUUAAGGGUGGCUAUUAGGAACUUCAAUUUAAUUAGUUAAGGCCCUAAUUUCUAUAUGCCUGUGUAAAAUAUGGUAUAACAAUUAUGAGAACCAGCCAUGGAGUUAGUGAACACAAUAAACAUAUUUAGAAUGCAAAUUCUAUAAAGAAAAAAACCAUUUGCAUCGGUCUCAAUAUUUACUCCAGUGUAAAAUGUUAUUUUUAAUUGGGAUCAAGUUACUUUAAUCAGAAGACUUAAAAUAAGAAUUUUGUUCUGAAUCUGAUUUUGCUAAUAAUAUUUGGAAGAGAUUGCCUGCCAAGGAAAAAAUGAAUCAAUAAAAACCAUGUCUCCAUGCAUUCCUGCUCACUAAGGGAUUUGGAAAAAAUCAAGCAUGUUGUUAGGGGAUUUUUAUACUUUUCUUUCUUCCUUGAUAUUUGCCUCUAGCUGCUCCUGGCAAUGAUGAAUUGUUACAUACACAUAACCGUUUCUCAGCCCAAGCAUUGUUCACGUUUCUCCUAUAUAAGAUCUGUGGAAUGUGUCUUCUACGGAGAGAGAAAUGCAGAAAUGUUAAAGCAGGAAAACCUGAAUGUGAUGUGCACAUUUUCAUCCCACAUGGACAAUGUAUUUGUUUUAAUAAAUGGAAUUUUCAGAUUCA